GUAGUAUAACAUCAGGUAGUAUAACAUUAGAGGAAGCAUUAGGAAUAAAAGCGAGACGAAAGAGCAGAAAGUUGUGGUGGACUGAUGAACUUGAAAAACUUGUAGAGGAAAAAAAGAUACUGUAUUUGAAAUGGUUAAAUUCGAAAUCUGAACUAGACAAGCGCACUUAUAAUGACAAGAAAAAUGAGGUGAGGAGAAUGGUAAAAGAAGAACAGAAUAAAGUAUGGAGAUUUAUAAAAACAACAACAACUGAAAAACAGGAGUCAGCCCCUAUAGAAGUAAUAACCAACAAAGAAUGGGUGAAAUAUUAUUCCAACUUGUCAGAGAACAGACCUGAGUAUCAAGAACGGCCACAGCCAGAAAUAAACACUGAAGGAGAGGAAAUCUACAAUGGAAGAGCAUGUGGCCCAGAGGGGGUAUAUGCGGAACUCAUAAAAUCUGGAAGCGAAAAACUGUUUAGAAUGUUAACAAACAUAGUUAACCAGUGCUUAAAUGGUCAUCCAGUACCUGAAGAGUGGAAAAAAGCAUAUAUCUCCUCUAUAUAUAAAAAGGGCUCAAGUAAGGAUCCCAAUAACUACAGGGGAAUUUCGGUAACCAGCACUAUGAGUCGCCUCUAUGGAAGGAUACUGAGAAACUUAAUUGAAGAGGAAUACUCCAGCUACGAAGAAGAAGAGCAGAAUGGUUUCAGAGGCGGAAGAUCAUGUACAGAUAAUAUCUUUGCGUUGAAACAGAUCAUCGAGAAGAAAUCUGCAACGAACCAGGAAGUCCAAACUCCAGCUUUAAAGAUGGGAUUUCGAAAACUAGAAAAGAUAGGAGGUGGGUUAAAUGGAAGGAAAGUUGCUCAGUUGGAUGCCUGA
Molecule: messenger RNA, 857 nt
Organism: Sitophilus oryzae (rice weevil)
Lineage: Eukaryota; Metazoa; Arthropoda; Insecta; Coleoptera; Curculionidae
Exons: 3
Source: RefSeq, a predicted model, not a curated record